GGAGAGCUGUUGGGGCGUCGGGCCACUUCCUGUUUUACUCCUCCUCCUCGGAGGGCAGCGAAUGUUGUUAGUUUGAACAAAAUGGCUGCAUGAGCGCCACUCAACAAGAAUUCAGCGAACGCUUUAUUUGGACUGUCCGCACUUGCAUUUGGAUAUUUCAAGAAUUCGUUCUCCAGGAUUUCUUUUUCAGUUGCAUUCGUUGCAGCCAGGUUGUCAGUCGGUUGUUUUAGUUUAACCUACCUGCUAGCUUUUCAGCUAGCUAGCAAGCGUACAAAAUAUUUCCUUUGCACUUUAAACUAGAGUUAGCUUGCAAGCGUCGUCGGUUGCCCUAUGCCAAGUUAUCGGCGAAGAGCCUAAUACUGCCCUCCUUUAUUUUGCACCAUUUAGCUAUAAAUUGCAUACCAGUCGAUUUUUGAUGCAAACUAUCGUAUCGGAAUAUUUGGCUAGAUGCUUUAAUGACACUUUGCGAACGUUACAUUAUUUGGUAGCUAGCUAUUUUUUCUUGAUUACAGCAGUGUUGUGAUGUGUCGUGCCGUCAAGGCUUUGAGUCCGUGUUUUGUUUUUGAAGCUGAUUUUUUAAACUGGUAUUGAACAUUUCUUGCUAUGUGAAUAGUUAUCAGCGACCGCAGCAUUUUUGUUAUGAAGCUGCUUAGCGUAAAUUCGCAGUAUCCUGAAAAGAUAGCUAGCAAACGUUAGCUAACUGCGAAUGCGUUUGAAUUAGCCACUGAUCUGUCACUUACGGGUACUUUUUUUGGAAAGGGCACAAGAAAAUGCCUUUCUGCACCACCUUCUGCCAUGCAACAAUUCUAUACUGAAAGCUGCCAAAGCUCAACUUGUGAUUACUAAGCUGAGAGAAGCUAGAAACACAAGGAGAGAACCAUUUGAUGGAAGAAAAGAAAAAGAAAAAGCAAGAAGAAAAGUCAAAGAAGGAAGCUGCUCAGAAAAAGGUUGCUGAACAGAAAACCAAAGUGCCAGACUCUGCCAAGCCCAGCCCCAGCCUGACCCUGUCCCUGUGCGCGGCUAGCAGCAGUGGCAAUGGCAAGCGCGCCCCCUCCAGUGCCCAGCAGCAGCAGCAGCCAACGCCCGGCCCGCGCUACCCGCCCCGAGAGGUGCCCCCGCGUUUCCGCCAGCAGGAGCACAAGCAGCUUCUGAAGAGGGGCCAGCCAUUGCCCGCGGGCACCCUGUCUCUCGCCGCCUCCUCUUCCUCCUCCUCCUCCUCCUCCUUUGCUUCAACGCAGCUUGGGACCAGCUCCCCUCCUCAAACCCCUUCAAGCAAAAGGCAUACAGAGCUGUCCCAUUCGAGUGGCUUGGGAGCCCAGUAUGAGAACCCCCACUGGGGUCUUUCUAACAACAGCAGCAGUAGCACUGGCUGGCCUCAAGUGAUUAUCGACGAGAACGACAGCGAAGCCUGGCCCUCCAUUUCUGUCGGCAGUAGCCACGCGCCCACAGAAUGCCCCGCGGACGCUGAGCGCUCCACAGACGUCAUCAGCAGUAGCAGUAUGAGUAUGGCCACAGGAGCUGGACAGCCAGCCCACUACCCAAUCAACAAGAGCAGCGCCAACCACUCCGCAAGCAUGGUCUCCAGCCAAGGCGGCCCCAACAGGGGAUGGGGCUCCGACGGGAAGGCCGACGGCCUGACCAUGGGAGGGAGGGGUCAGCCCAACUGGAGCUCCCCCAACCUUAACCUGAACCCCAACGCCAACCCAUCCGCGUGGCCCAUGCUAGGACACGAGGGGCCCAACGUGGGUGGCGGCGGCGGCGGCGGCAUGGGCGGUUCAAACUCCCUUCCCCCGAACAUGUGCGGCCCAGGAGGCGCCCCACCAGUGCACGGCACCAACGGAAACGGCAACAUGGGCAGUGCCAACGGGAGCCUGAUGGGGGACGGCACCGGCGCCUGGGGGAACCCCGACGCCCCCGAGCAGCAUCAGUCCUCAGCUGCGAAUGUGUCUUUCAGCAUGGAACCUCCCAACCUCAACACUGAUGGACCAAACCACACUAAACCAGAGCCCAUGAGCCCAGUCCACGGCUGGGGCGGCCAGUCGCCCACCGAGAGCUCGCAGGCCAACGGGGACGGCACCUCCAUGUGGGGCAGCAGCAGCGGAGACGCCAAGGCCAGCGAGCCCAAGGACUCCGGCUGGGACUCCGCCAACGUCUCCUGGGGACGUGGAGGCGGCAGCGGUGGGAAAGGAGGAGGCGGUGGCACCGGGACCUGGGGUGACUGGGAGAAGCAGUCCAGCCGUGAGGCCAGUGGCUGGAACUCGGCUGACGUGCAACCCCCGCAGGACCAGAUGAGCUCCUGGACCGGCGACGCGCCCGCCAGCGAGGGCAGCGGCGACAGCAGCGACGGUCGCUCGCGCCACCGGGAGAGGUCCUCCAGCACGGACAGCAUCCCUGUCCUGCCCCGCCAGGACCUGGACCCCCGCGUCCUCAGCAACUCCGGCUGGGGCCAGACCCCAGUCCGCCAACACACUGUGUGGGAGAUGGAGGAGAUUGGAGAUCACAAGUCUGAGAGUGGAACUGAGGCCUGGGGAUCCUCCUCCAGUGCCACUCCUGCAGGGCCCCCGCCCAUGCCCACUGGUGGCGCCAACCCUAAUCUUGGUGGGGCUCCGAGGCCCGAUUCAGGGGGCAAGAAUGAGCCGUCGGGCCCGGUGGGCUCAGCCUCUGGCUGGGGAGGCGCACCCCCACCUCACCCCACUAAACCCUCAGUCACUGGGUGGGGAGACCCUCCGGCCAGCAAGAAGGUGUCCAACGGGUCGGUGAGUGGAUGGGGCGACCCCAUUCCCAGCGGCCCCAACACCAACGGUCCUAAGAGCGGCCAGUCCUGGGGCUCCGAGGACAAGUCCCCCAGCUGGGAGGACAGCCCUAGCCAGCCCAAGCAGCAGGGCUGGGGAGAUCAGCCCAAGCAGCAGGGCUGGGGAGAUCAGCCCAAGCAGUCCCAGAAUUGGGGCGGCGGUGGCGGCGGCGGCAACGGCAACGGCAACAAUGGUGGAGAGUGGGGUGACCACUCCGAGGGGAAGAAAAAUGGCACUGGAAAUCAGAUGUGGGAGGGCGAUGGAGGCAAUUGGAAGGAAAGCUCUCGCGGCGGUUGGAACAAACCUGCUCCAAGCGUGGGAGGCAACUGGGGAGAUGCCCCCCAACGCACCAAUGGUCCGAGCCAGGGAUGGGGUGGCAAACCCCAGGAGGGCCCCAACGGAGGCAACAACGCCGGUCCCAACGGAGGCAACAACGCCGGUCCCAACGGAGGCCCCAACGGAGCAGCCCCCAUGGGCUCCUGGGGAGGACCCACCUCAGUCAAGCAGUCAGCCGGAUGGGGAUCAGGCGGCCGCCCGGACAGCGAGGUCACCGGCUGGGAGGAGCCGUCUCCGCCCUCCAUUCGCCGUAAGAUGGAGAUCGACGACGGCACCUCCACCUGGGGCGACCCGAGCGCCUACAGCAAGGCCGUCAACAUGUGGGACCGCAACAACCCAACGCAGGGCAACUCGGGGCCUGGCAACAGUGGCGGUGGCGGUGGCAACAACCACCACUCAGCACCCAUCAACAACAACAAUCAUCACCACCACCACAACAACCCGCACCACAACCAGGCACCCAUGCAGAAUCACUCCAACGGCAGCAACAACAACGGCUCACCCAAUCAGCCUGGACCUCCCCCGAACAGGCCUCCCCUGGUCGCUCCAGGCUGGGGAGAUCUGCCCAACGUUCAGGCCAAGCCUGAGCCCUCCACCUGGGGGGAGCCGGCCCCCAAUGCCCCCCCAGUGGACAACGGCACCUCAGCCUGGGGCAAGCCUCCCCGAGGCCACGGAGGCUGGGGCGACGGAGGGCAUGAGCCCGCCGGACCCUAUGGCAGGGGUAGCGCACCCCCCGGAUCUGCCCCCUGCAAGCAAGGCCCCAAAUCUAUGCAAGACAGCUGGGGCUCUGGAGGCGAGGACAUGGGCCCGUCCGCCGGCCAGUGGGACGCUGAUGAAGGAGACAUGUGGAACAGCCCCGUCUCUCAGGAGAGCAACUCUUCCUGCAACUCCUGGGGCAACCCACCCAAGAAGGUUCUACCGAAGGGGAAGAUGCCCAACAAGCAGGAUGAUGGCUGGAUCAUGAACCGUCUGAUCAAACAGCUCACAGACAUGGGCUUCCCGAGGGACCCUGCCGAGGAGGCUCUGAAGAGCAACAACAUGAAUCUGGAUCAAGCCAUGAGUGCUUUGCUGGAGAAGAAGACCGAACUGGACAAGCGGGGGAUGGGCAUGUCCGACUACAACGGCCUGAACAAGCCCAUGGUGUGCCGUCCCCAGACCCUCUCCAAAGACUCCUCCUCGGACCGGGCCCCCUUCCUGGACAAGGACGGCGGGCUGUCGGAUGACCCACCGAUGACCUCACCGUUUAUGCCUUCUCCCGGCCUGAAGCUCCCGCUGGCCAACAGCAGCCUCCCUGGCCACGGUCUGGUUGGGGUCUCCUCGGGGCUGGCCAUGCAAAACUUGAACAACAGACAGAUGCAGAAUGGAAUGUUUGGCAGUAGCGGAGCAGCACAAGCCCGGGCCCUGCAGCAGCCGCCGCAGGCUCCGCCCCCUCAGCCGUCAGUGCCGCCUCUCAGCUCCUCCCAGCCUGCUCUACGCACUCAAGUGCCUCAGUUUCUCUCCCCUCAGGUCCAAGCACAGCUCUUGCAGUUUGCAGCAAAAAACAUUGGCCUGAAUCCUGCACUUUUAACCUCACCAAUAAACCCUCAACAAAUGACCCUGUUGUACCAACUCCAGCAACUGCAAAUGGCGUACCAGCGUUUACAAAUCCAGCAGCAGAUGAUGCAGGCUCAGCGCAGCGUCUCCGGCCCCAUCAGACAACAAGAGCAGCAAGUUGCACGUACAAUCAAUAACAUGCAGCAGCAGAUCCAACAGCACCAGCGUCAGCUGGCCCAGGCCCUGCUGAUGAAGCAGCAGCCUCCUCCUCCUCACUCCGGCCUGCACCCCGCCGCCGGCAAAUCAGCCCUGGACUCCUUCCCAGGCCACCCCCAGGCCUCGGGCCUCAACGACCUGCAGACCAAAGAGCCGCAGUCUUCUCCCAACUCGUACAGCACCUACCCGCUCUCUGGACUGAACCCCAGUAUGAAUGUAAACUGCAUGGACGUGGGCGGGCUGAGCAUGAAGGACCCACCCCAGCCCCAGUCCCGCCUCUCCCAGUGGACACACCCCAACUCCAUGGACAGUCUCCCGGGCAACGGCUCCCACAUGGAGCCCGGCAUGAACAAACACGGUGGCAUUCCUCCGGCUCCCAACCACGGCCCCACUGGCAAGACCCCCAUGGACGACUCGUACAGCCCGUACGGUCUGAUGUCCACCUCCGAGUCUCCCACCAGCCCCCUGGUGGCGCCCGAGAGCUGGGCGCAGGGCAAGAGUCCCACUGAGAAGAUCUCCAACGGAAACAACAUCAGCUGGCCACCAGAGUUCUGCCCUGGGGUGCCUUGGAAGGGCCUGCAGAAUAUCGACCCAGAGAACGACCCUAACAUGACCCCAGGAAGUGUUCCCAGCGGCCCCACCAUCAACACCAACAUCCAGGAUGUACAUCGCUACCUCCAGCGGGACCGCAGUGGAGGUGGUCUCCCACCCUCCUCACAGAACGGCUCUUUGCCAGCCUCGAGUGAGUGGCCAGUCUCUGGCUUCACAAGCUCGUUCAGCCUGUCCUCCCCCGAAGGGGAGGAUACCACAGGUAAACUGCUGGACAUGAAGUCCACGUGGUCCCCUGGGCCCAUCUCCCACUCACAGGCCUCGCUGUCCCACGAGCUCUGGAAGGUGCCCCCCGGCGGCCGCAACUCCACCGCACCGUCCCGCCCCCCGCCCGGCCUCACCAACACCAAGCCCUCGUCCACCUGGGGAGGCCACAGCCUGGGCCUGGCCCCCGGCUGGACCAGCUCCUCCUACUCAGAGGGCACAACCUGGAGCACUGACAGCUCCAACAGAACUAGCAGUUGGUUGGUUCUGAGGAACCUGACGCCUCAGAUUGACGGCUCCACUCUGCGGACCCUUUGCAUGCAGCACGGCCCCCUCAUAACAUUCCACCUGAACCUGACGCAGGGCAACGCCCUGGUGCGCUACAGCUCCAAGGAGGAGGCCGCCAAAGCCCAGAAAAGUAUUUACAUGUGCGUGCUGGGAAACACCACCAUCCUGGCGGAGUUCGCAGGCGAGGAGGAGGUGAACCGCUUCUUUGCACAAGGUCAGUCCCUGCCGCCCACCACCAGCUGGCAGGCCAACCCGGGCACCAAUCAGACGCUGGGCGGGGCGGCCGUCUCCCACCCCGUCAGUCACUGGAGCGGCGGGAACAGCGUCGGCCACGUCGGCAAGGCCCCCGGCAGCUCGGGAGGCUCAGGCGGUGGCGGCGGGGACCUGCUGUGGGGCGGCGUGCAGCAGCACUACUCGAGCCUGUGGGGGCCGCCCGGCGGAGACGACGCCCGCGUGAUCGGCAGCCCCAUCCCAAUCAACACCCUGCUGCCCGGAGACCUGCUGAGCGGAGAGUCCAUGUAGAGAGGACCGCCUCGCUGCUGCUGCUGCUGCUGGACCCGGAGAUGCUAAGUACACGAAACUUUAGAAAUAUCAACAACAAACAAACAGGAAAAAAUGAAAGAACAAUUUCUAACCAACAAAACAUGAAACAUGGAGCAAAAACCAAGCAAAUUAAUGUGGCGAUAAUCAGUUAUCUGUGGAGCUGUAACGCUUAGGCCUGGGCUAACAUGAGGCUGCUGACCCUUCCCCCUCUCCUGAGUUUUUAUUUAUGUUCGCUCUGGCGUCCAAGGAUCAAGGACGCCCUCCGACGCCGUGUGCUGUGGAAGGACUCUUGACGAGAGAGAAUCAAUAUAUUACAUGAGCCUUUGAAGUCUCUCCAUGUAGUUUUGAUAAGUUUUCAUUCUUUUGACAUUCAGUACAAAUGUUCCGAGUUAGUAUCUUUUUUUUUUUUUUUUUGUCCUUUUGCUCGUUUUUAGUCAGGAGAAGCAAUCUUAAGAGGCAGCCCCAAACCACACCUCAGAUACUCUAAAAACACCUCAUGAAUCCCUUCUCCCAAAAAAAGACAGACUUCCUAACUGCCCUGUGGCCUAGGAGAAAAAAGGCUCUUGAAGUUUUAUCCACCAUGUUAUUUUCUUGUUUUUCUUUUUUCAUUGAACUGAUAUUAGCCUUAAGUGCUCUCCAGGUCCUUUUUCAAGCAUUUUGUUUUUAAACAAAUACUAACUAAAGAAACCUUUUGAAAACUUGCACAGUCCCAUACCUGAGCCAGCGAUUGGACCAGAACAAGCGUGAAGAACAACGCCAACACAGCUUUGGGCAACCUGUGAGCAAGACCAAUCACUCCCCCCCCCCCCCCCCAUGAUAAUGAUGUUGUUUCUAGUGCUUUCAAUUUUUUUUGACAGACUGUCCCGUUACAAAAAGGGACCUACACUGCUACAUGUUUGGUAUACCCUGGCCGGUGUUUAGUUGAAUUGUAUGUAUUGCAACAUAAGCUGAGAGCAAAUUGCACGUCAACCUAACUGAGUGUGGACCGAGUUGUGAGUAAGCGUCUUCAGGCACCUGACCUUUUGUGUCCAUGCACCACUGUUUGAAGAAGAAGAAGAAGAAAAGGUCGUUCCUCAUACCAUAACACGAGUACCAGUGCCGACUGACCUAAUCAAACCCCAUGCAUUCAUGUAUCCUUGUCCUCUUGUGUCAUAUGGUCCAUCAAGGAAAGGAGACAUAAAACAAACAACACAACACAACCACCUUCAAGAGAUGCAUUGUGCAAUAUAUGCCACUGACUCUUCCGUCCUCACUGAAGCCAAUCCGAGCUGGGCUUCUUGUUGUCCUGAUUGAAUCGUUUGCGCUGCUCUUCGUCUGAACAGCAGGAUAUUUUUUGUUGUUGUUGUUUUUGUUAUCUUGAGAACUACAGAAACCUUAUGAACUUCAUUUCCCACCCAAGCCUGUGACUCCUGCAACUGUUGGGUAUCUUCAGACAUGGCUGGGGCGAGGACGAGGAAGAGACUUUCUCAUAAGCCAGUGUGUGUUGUGCUGUGCUGGGGAAGACUGGACUGGCAAAAAGGAAACAAAAAGAUGUCGUUCCCCAUCACACACAACCUCCCUCCCUCACGCCCCGCCCAGCAGAGACUGUCUCCACAGCGAACAAGGGUCAAGCGGUUUGGGCAACUGGCACAAUACCAAAUAAGAGGGGUUUCUCCCAAUGCAGUAGGGUAAAGAGUGUUCCUUGCAUUUGGUACAAACAUGAGACUACAGUACAUUUUAAAAAAAAUAUUAAGGGAUUUAUCAUAGCACUUAUGAAGAGAAGGUAGCUCCACCUGCAAUGCCAAUAAAUCAGACAAGGGAGCCGCAACGUUGGAAGAGUAACUGAAAAAAAAUAAAUACAGAAAACAAAGAAAAAAACUCAAUGGCAACUCCUAGCUCUUUUGUACUGUAUCUGUAUUUUUAAAAAAUACUUUUUGUUUUUGCUGGUCCUCUUUGGUCCAGGGACUCUGACAGACUUCAAAACAAAACAAAAAAAAAAGAGAAAAAAAGAACAUGAACUGGUGUCAGGAUGAAGGGAAAAACAAGACUGAAUCUUACAAUCAGACAAAACAAACAAAAAAAAAACUUGCAGUGUGUUUUUUUGUUUCAAUUCUAAGCUGUUUUAUUUCUCAUUUACUAUAUAUCAAAAAGUGAAUGUCACUGUUACUCCAAAAUGGUCUUUCUUAGCCUUUUGAUUCUUGUAUCUGGAGGAAGCGCUACUCAUGCAAUGUUACCUGGAUACAGACAGUGGUGGUGGGGGUCGUGGUGAUGCAUGGGGGUUUUCCGGGGGGGUGGGGCGAGGUUGGGGUCGUCACGUCGACCUGGCCGACUGUCUGCCCACUGAGUGCCUCUCUGCUGUGGAGACGGGGCGGUGGCGGCGCUCCCGGCCCUCUGACGCUCCGCAGCAGCACCUCUUCCCAGGCAGCCGGCGCAAACCCCAGCGCCCAGCCCCGCCCUCCCCAGGCCCAGCAGCCUGUCUCUCUCUCUCUCUCUCUCUCUCUCUCCUCUUCCUCUCCCCUCUCUCUCUUUCUUUCUCUCCAUAUAGAACCACUGCGCUGGCACUCCCUCCUCCUCUCUGUGUACCCCAUCCCCCCCCCCAUCCUCUGCUGUCUCACAUGACGAUCACUUUAGCUGGAAGUUGAGACGGUUCGAUCUCUGGAAUUGCCAGUUUCUGUGUUGUAGUUUUUUUGUUUGUUUUUUUGCUCUGUUCUGUUCUUUUUUUGUUGUUUUUGUUUGCUUUCACAUGACUAUUAUUAUUGUGUCCAUGCAGUGGUCUUUUUUUAAAGGUAACUGCCUACAAUUACCUUCGAUGCUCAUAUGCAGAAACUCUCUUCAGAAGAGGUGCCUCUGUCUGUUUGUCCUGUGUAAUGAAUGCACAACGCGGAUCAAUAUUACGGGCCAUAUUUGAUUGUUCCUUCUUUUUUUCAACCUUAAAUGGUCAUGCUUUUUUAGCUGUGUUUUCAUAAAUUUUUUAGUAGUAUCUGAUGAUUGUCAAGUAGCCUCUCAGACUAAUGUGGCAGAAUGUUUAGUGAGUGAGUGUGUGUAUGGGUGUGUGUCUCUGUGUUAGACAUCUCCCUGACUCCCCCCUGCCCGUUCCCUCAUGCAGCUGCUACCAUCCUCCUCCUCCUCCUCUGCGUUUUCCGUUAGCCUUGCUCUUCGCUAGCCCGUGUCCCGCUAGCGCCUGGUCCUCCAAGCCUCGCCAACAAGAGACAGCGCCCCCUCGCGUGAGUAGCCUGCUUCGGCCAGCGCUCUCUUCUCGUUUUCAGCCGACUCUCUUGGAGCCUCCCAGCCAGAGGCACAUAACAGACUCGGGCUUCUGUUUCUGUUUCUAUGCAAAGCCAAGGAGACUCAAGGGGGUGAGGGGGAGGGGGAGGUGGCAGCUGUGUUUCUAUGGCAGCCCUUUACCACAACGUGCCAAUCAUGUCUGUGGAGGCUACGGCCCCCUUGCCUGGGUGGAGCCCUCCUCUCGCCUCCAGCACGUGUGCAGCCACACCUCUCUGUUCUGUUCUCACUCAUACCCCCCCACCCCUAUCGUCCGUCUCUCAGCAUCGGGGUGGACCAAGACACUGUCCCAUGUUGCUCUCUUUCUCCCUCACUCCAAAUCAGGUGUUCCACGGGAAGGAUAAUGUCACCGUUUACUCUGCUGAAAAGAAAGGAAAAACAAAACAGCAUCUCACAUCAGCUUGAUCUCAGGGCAGGGCGAGGGAAACGACAACAAAAGAUAUAUUAGAAAAAUAAGUGUUUAUAUACUAGCGGCAUCGCGGGAGUCUGUUGGGGGCAAAGUGUCAUAGAGCUACCGUGUUUAGGAGUGGGACACGACGAGUCUGUCCUGUGCAUGGGUCCUCUUAGCUCUUAUCCCUACAGGGCCUGCUGUAUCUAUCCACAGGAUUGGUGGGAUCUGUUGUCAAUCAAAAGAAAGGGACCCAUUCUUUCCACUCCUUUUGCUGCUGGGCUCUCACAAGAUGUCCACUUAUUUUUCCGUUUUUGUUUUUACUGACUCCAUGUGCCAACACAGUGAAAGACCUAGAAAACAGACCCCCUCCCCCUUCUCCGCACCAUUCUGGCUGUAGACGGAUCAGUAGGAGGAUGGAUCUGAUGUCCUGUCCUGCUGCAGAGCCCCUCUGUAACGCCUCCGAGGCCACGCACGGGUGGGGAGCUGGAGGCCGACAACGAGCAACAACCUCAUUCUGAUCAUUCGAGAUGAUGAUAAUCUUUUUUCUGUCUUGAGAUAGACCCCCUGUUUCCAUGGAGCAAGAACUGUCAAACCAAGAUUGGGGGUUCAAAAUUCUGCUAAGGUGCACAGUUGUUUGGGUAUUCCCUGGUACAUUUUGUUUUUGUUCUUUUUUUUAAAAACCAAAAAUGAAAUUGCAUUUUUUAAAAUAAAUUUUGACAAAAAAAUAGUAAAUGAGUAAAAAAUAUAUAUGUUGAGAAAAAGAAACUGCACUUCAUACUGAAACGUCUCCUGUCUGCUAACCUGCCUCUCUGUCAUCCAGGAGGGGCUCAGACUGGGCUGCCUUUUUGUGGAUGCUGUAUUUGUCGUAAUCAUUUCUCCUGAAAGAGACAUUCUAAUGAGACGUAAUAGGGCCCAGAGAAUUGGAACAUUUCCAUUCACCGUGACUGGUCAGGGCCUCCUACUGUAUCAACAUUCUCUUCCCUCAGUAUUCUGAUGGGAAUGAUACAUUUGAACAGGUACAUUUUUUUAAGUCUUAAGAACUAUAAGUGGGGUUAAAGGCCUGCAUCUCAGAAAAAAAAGUGUUUUUAAAAAAGAAACUAAAAUCACAAAUGCCUGUGUCUGAAACUGCCUUGUUUGAAACUGUCAUGUCCAGUUUUAACAGUGGACCUCAAAAAUGUCCCCAUUUAGUGUCAGUGUCCCCCAAAAACCAGGAGUUAUCUGGUCAUCACCUACCAGCACUGGGAAAUGAUCCCUGCAGCUUAACUGUGACAUGAAGCCAUGCAUCACAGAUGUGUAUGGAUUUCAAUCUAUGAAAUGUUCCCUUUUUAACUUAAAGCUGGAUUGAAUAAACAAUGUAAAAUGAGCAAUAUGUGUUUCUCCCCACAAAUAAAUGUUAUGAGGGAAUGGGGAAGGGAUUUAACUGAUACUUGAUGGAUCACAUGAAAAAACUUGUCCCUAUCUCAGUGGGAUAUGCAUGUGCUGGUUUUAACAUAUACAAUACAUCAUUAGUUUGUGUAUGUGUACAUAUUUCAGUCGCCCCCCCCCCCCCCCCCCCCCCCACCAUGUGUUCAUUCUUUCUUUUUAGAAGAGAUAAAGAUCAUAAACAUAUCAAAACAAAAAAAAAGUUAAUUAAUGUUACAAUACUUGAAUCAAGAAGCGCCAAUAACAUAAUGUGAACACUUUUUUGUCUGAGUGUGACUUCUACACUUCUGAGGUAUUGAUGAUAAGUUCAAAGUUCAGCAUUAGUUUAAAUGUAAAAAAAAAAAAAAGAUCAUUAUACUGUGUGCUUGAAUGAUUGUGUGUGAGUGUGCGUUCACACUUUAAUGACUGUGUUCACUGUGGGCUAAGGCCCAUGUUUUAUUUUGUCAUCCGUUCAGUAUAGUGUGUUGUGUCUGUUCUUUUUUUUUUGCUUGUCAAAACUAUAUUCUGAUGUUAUCUAACGUUGCACUGAGUGUCUUCUUCCCCUCUCUCAGCUAAUCGUAGAGAACACGAGACUAAGUACUGGGGGGAGGCGAUGACAAUUCACGUGUUAAUGUUUACUCAAGGACUUAAAGAAAACAAGUUUUUUGUUUUAUCUGUAAAAUGUUUAACCUGUAAAAUGUUUAUCUACCUUAUAGUGGCUUUUAUUGUUGAAUAGCCCCCUAACAAGGGUUAUCCAUUGAGUAUUGCACCAUUUUUGUUCAAAUUAUAAAACAUAAAAAUGUUUAAAAAGAACAAAAAAGUUUAAAAAAAAAAAAAAAAAAAUUAAAAACAAUACAAAAAUCUACUACAAAAAAUAAACAUGAAAUGAUGAACUGUGGCCAUAGCUAGCUGUAGAGAGACUAGAGAUCCCUAUGUUUAUGUCAUUGAUAUGUGGGCAGAGAUGUAGGCAAUGCGAGGUCCUGACCAACAGGACUCCAUUCAGUGGUGCCUCUCUGUGCUUGCAGAUGAUCGGGUUUUUUAUUGUAAAAAGCCACCUGUCGUUUACAAACAUUUCAUGUGUUUGAAGAUCACAAGAAAUAAAGGAAUUUAUAAUGGGAAUGUUGAUUUACAAAAAAGAUGUUUAAAGGACAAAGUUCAUCUUCCAUUUUAAAGAAAAAUGACGAAAACUUUACAAAUUGAAGAUUUAUGCUACUUUCAGAACUCUGGGAUUGAUCAGUGUUUGUGUCGUACUUUUUUGCUUUGAAUUUGACUUUUGUUGAUGUUAACAGACUAUCUAAGCCUAUGAUGUAUGUCUGUUUUUGUAAUUUCAUUUAUGGCGUUAUCUGUAAAAGCAACAUAAUUCUGUCACUAUCUUGCACACUCACAAAGGAUGUGGAUAUUGUCUCAGGAAGGCCAAGGUUUCCAGAGUCCCAACUCCACUAUUUUAACAUUAAUUUUUACGAGAAAAUGGAAUUUUAGAAAAGUGGAAAAAGAAAAAAUGAUACUAAAUGACAAAACCAACUCUAAGCACUGAAAGGUUAUGGAUUUUUGAAGAUGAACAUACCCUUUGUUUCUAAAAUCCGUAGCAGUUACACAUUUACCAAAUAAUAGACUUGUAAUGUCCUUUUUACUUUGUAAGUGGAGUGCUUUACUUUGAGAAGAAAAAUCUAUGUAGACAUUGCUUUACAUUCAAACGCAGUUAUCAGUGAUUUUGAUUGUUGAAGAGGUGUAAGGACAUGCAGUUGUGCGUUCUAAACGUGCACUUUUUUUUUGUUUGUUUUUCUCGAAGGUCCUAUUAAAAAAUGGGAUCAUUGUGCAUUAUUCUCUCCUCUGUCAUCUCUCAUGAUGACAUAUAUUCAAAUAAAAGAGAUUCUGUGGAAAGUUUUGGGAAGUUUCUGAGACAAGGUAGAGUAGGAGCUUAAGCUGGUUCUAGAGGAUUCUGAUCUAUGCACAAGUGGGAGAGGGAAGAAGUGUUCAGACCUGCUAUUUUUGGGCUGGGUUGUGGGGGGAUGGAUGUUUGUUUAUGAUGGGGAGGGGUAAUCUUAUUGUGCUCAAAUGUAGUAGCUUAUUCUUUUUUUUUUUUUUUUUUCAUUUCCAUGCUUCCCUCAGUAUCGUAUACAGAUAAAAAUUAUAGUGUCACCAUGUUUUAUUCUCUUAAGUCAUGAGCAUCUCUCUCUGCCAAACUGAGCACUGUGGAUCUUUCCAGAAUAAUCCAUGAUUCUAGAGUCUGCUUGAGAGGGAGAGGCAUUUUCUGGUAAAUGGAAUAAGGAGGAAGUUUGCUUUAUGCCUUUUUAAGUUUGAAAAGAGAAUUUGAGGAACAUGUCUGUACCGAGAUUCAAAAAAAGUUGCUGGCUUUUAAAUGUUCUUAUUUUUUUGUUUCUUUUUCCUCCUCAUAGAAUGUGAUUGUCAAUGACUUGCACCGAAAAAAUGUUUCCAUGUGUGGUGGAGAUUCUUUCGGCCUAUAUUAAUAAAUAAACUGCAAUUUUUCUCUUGA
Messenger RNA from Alosa sapidissima (American shad), 14068 nucleotides. RefSeq names its product trinucleotide repeat containing adaptor 6C2 (gene tnrc6c2). Gene Ontology annotation, cellular component: nucleoplasm; P-body. Gene Ontology annotation, biological process: miRNA-mediated post-transcriptional gene silencing; positive regulation of nuclear-transcribed mRNA poly(A) tail shortening. The record is from RefSeq and is a predicted model, not a curated record. Gene Ontology annotation, molecular function: protein binding; nucleic acid binding. Lineage: Eukaryota; Metazoa; Chordata; Actinopteri; Clupeiformes; Clupeidae.